Messenger RNA from Serpula lacrymans var. lacrymans S7.9, 999 nucleotides. RefSeq lists its product as uncharacterized. Bases 101 to 523 code for a protein of 140 amino acids. The transcript is spliced from 2 exons. Lineage: Eukaryota; Fungi; Basidiomycota; Agaricomycetes; Boletales; Serpulaceae. The record is from RefSeq and is a predicted model, not a curated record.
AAAAAGAAAGGUGGUAAAGGGAAUAAGGAGAAAGAGAAGAAGGCGAAACAAAAAGACAAAGACAAAGAUAAAAAAAGUACAAGUAACGCUGAACCAAAAAAUGCAUCCAAAUUCGCAAAGUCGCAACCGAUCGCCCCUCCAUCUGUCGCAGCAUCUUCAUCACACCCGCACGCUCGCCAUCAAACACAGCAACAUCUACGUUCUCCCUCUCAACCUAGCAACCCUGCUAUCUACACAGUGCCUCCACUCUCGCCACAUCCAAUGGGUAACACUCCGAAUUACCCCCCGAAUUACCCUCCACCAUACCCCUCGCGUCCUCCACCUUACCCUUCGCGGCCUCCAUCAAACCCAAAUCAACUGUACGUGCCUACACCGGCACAGGCACCUCAAAGACCUACUACGCCAUCAUCAGCCGCUGCUGCAGUUGCGUCUGGGCUGCUGGGUAAACUAUUGGGUGCCAGUAAAUAGAACAUUCAGGCCGAUCGAUCACUGCGUUCGCAUUUGGACAGAGAAGCUGGUCUGAGGGUGCUACCGAUCUCGUUCCUUGACUAGUGCGUGUCAUGGAGGUAAAGGUUGAUCGGUGCCGGGGUUCCUGUUUAAUAUGACAGAUGCGCCAGAGCUGAAAUUUCAGUGGUCUUGAAUCUUCUUCAAUCUGGAACCUUACCGCGAUCGACGAGACGAGACACGUCUGUGGCAGGUACCGCAUCUGUUUCCGGCUCCUAUGUACCAGCCCAGAGUAUGCAAUCACCUUGACGAUAAAAAUCCAUGGCUGAGAUUUGCCCCGGUUUGCAAUUGGGUUAGGACGUGUGGGGUAGUUUCAGAUCUGUACAAGUGACACUGUGCUGUAGAGAUCCUGGUAUGGUUACCUACUACUGUGCUGUUUCAAAACGAAAUGAAGUUCCUGACAUACCCUGGGCCAGAGUUAUCGAUUUGAUACCAGCCCGUCACAUAGUCUAGUCCAAUAUAACGCUGAUUUGGUGGGUGCCCCCGUUCGGUGGU